CAGAUGGCACGGGCUGCUUUGGUUAGGAUAAGCCGGUUCUGAAAGGAGUCCCUGGUGAUUUAACAGCAGAAAAAUCCUCCCUGUGAGCAGCCCUGGCAGUGACAGGCUGGGCGCCCACAGGAAGGCGCCCAUGAUCUCAACGGAGCAGCCCAGGUAUGAAACCUGGUUUGUGCCAGCGUCAGGGUGGAGGCAUUCGUUUACCCAACUGACUGAGAUGGGGCAGGCCCCUGCUUAGACCACAGGCGCUUCUGAAUGGAGGAGGAGAAAGCUCUGUUGCCGAAAAAGCAGACUUUCCUGGGUUAGAGACUCCAAAGUGCAGACCAUUCUGGAAGUCACUCUGACCACAUUCUGAGGGACGCUGGGCACCCCGAGGCACCAUGGGCAACGAGAACAGCACCUCAGACCACCAGAGGACUUCUUCAGCUCAGAGUCCACCGACCCUGCGACCACACGAGGACAGUCGCAUCUUAUCGAGGAAGCAAGGGGACUCGUCCAGAACCCCUGGCCGUGAGGAUUUGUCCAGCGUCGGGUUCAGAGCUUCCACCUCUGCUUCCGAGAGUGCAGCCAGCCUGCAUCUGUGCACUGUGUCCCCAGAGGCGACUGAACCAAGCUUGCACCCCCAGCAGGGCUGGGGGCCAGAAGGUUCUCAACCGCCAGACUCAUCGCUACCUGGGGAGCAGGCGUGCCCAUCGGCCUCCAUGCCCUUCACCGAGUGCCCCCCAGAAGAUUGCUCGGCAAGCCUAGAAGCAAUGCCUGAAGAUGGUCUCCUCGCCCAGAAUCCCAGGAGGGAAGCCUCUCUCAAAGACCCAGGGGACCCUGUGACAACAUUCGUCCCUGAAAGAGACGGCUCUACUCAGCCCAAGGUGGCUGCCACAGAACCCAGCACAGGAGUGGACAAAGACCUGAAGAAAGCCCAGCAGAGCUCUUCCUCCUCCUCCUCCUCCUCCAGUUUGAUGGCCCAGUUGCCUGGAGUUUCCUCGGUGUUUCCUGGGGAGCCAAAGAUUGAGCGUCUGGAUGGAGAAGGCGACUGGCCUGGUGCUUUCCAGUCCCAAGGGAAAGAGGAUGCAGGUGGCUCUUCCCUCCCAGAGUCCGCCACUGCUGCUGCCCAGCCAGCGAUGGAGAGCUCAGCAGGCCCGGAGGAGUCCCCUCUCAAACUCGAGACCGUGGUCCCUCAAAAUCCAAGACCCUCAGGCAGAGACAAAGGCCAAAUGGAGGGGUUGUGUCAGCAUUCAGCAGGUGACUUGGAAUCCCCCAGGGCCUGCCGUUCCCCUAGGAGCAAUUCCGGGGCUGCCCACACAACUGAAAGCAGCCCUGUCUCCCAGGAGAGGCACCGGCAGCAAGAGGGUGUCCAUCUGCUGCCCCCAGAAGUGCCCUGGGACCCACUAGGUCCUGACGCAGCUCUGAGGACCACUGACUCCCGGAAGGGUACUCUGGAUGCCAGCAGUUUUCAAAGCCACCCACAGACAGGGACACUGGCUGAGCCCCAGGCAGUUAUCUGUGCAGCUGCAAGCAGCCUACCGGAUGGGAGACUGCUUGGGAGCGCCGAGGCCCCUGCGCUCACAGGGAUGGAGGAGACACAUCCAGCUUCGAGCCCCGCUGCGCAUCCAGCCGCUUGGAUUUCUGUGCCCACGGAAGGACUUGUGUCAGUUUCUGCGAUUCUGGCCACAGACUCAUUGGACCCAGGGUUGGUGGGCCUGAAGCAGACAUCAGACCUUGAAGGCAUGCAAGAACACCCAGAAGGGAGUCCCCCAGGGGGUCCUUCCCCUUCCAGGUCUGAAGAGACCCAGGAGAGGGCAGCUCUCUGCAGCAGAGAGAAAAGCCAUGUCGUCCCCGGAGGGCUGCCGCCAUCCCCUCCCCUCACCGAGGCUUCAAGCGAAAGUGCUAGAAGGUCAGUGGGACCAGAGGAUGGAUCCCAGGCCUCCAAGGACACUGAAACUCUAGCUGUGGCUGGGGAAGAAAGCAGGUGGCCUGGAGACAGCCCUGGGGGACAGGGGAAAACUACAGAACCCUCUGGUGGUCCAGAGCCUGGGAGCCAAGAGGGAAAGGCAUCUCGGGUCUCCUGCUAUGAGCAUGAGCCAGAGAUGGACAGAGAUGAAAUCUCAAAGCCAUGUGGAGAUCCAGAGAGCAGAGACCUCCUGAGCUCAGGCUCAGCACAGCUAUUUGCAAAGGGGGCUUCCAGACUCGCAGACGGACCCCGAUCUGGGUCAGCAGAAGCAGCUGGGCAGGUCACUGAGACCCAUGUGUCUAUUCCAGAUACCUCACAGUUCCAACUUGAUGAGGACCCUGUCCUGCCUCCAGCCCCCGAUGAAACUGGUGGUCAUGUUGCUCCCCAAGGAGUUGUUCGGGAAAGGUCAGGUUUGCAGACCAAGUGUCCCAGCAUGCUUCAGGGCAAGGAAGGACUGGGAACCACAGAAUCUCUUCCAACUUCAGAAUCAGAGGAAUCAAAUGGCCUGUUGGCUCCUGCUGCAAAGGUUCUACCCAAAGCCCAGGAGGUGGAGAGCACAUUGACAACAAUGACAGCAAGCCACCCUCACCCGCAGAGGACCUGCAGCCAUGAUGUGGAAGGCUUGCUGGCACCCCCAGCCCACCGUUGUGGGCCAGCGCUUGAUAUAGCUGGACAGGAAGUCCAUUCAAUUGUGCCCAAUGCCCCUGAUGGGGAGACCUCAGCAGAGAGCUGUGACCUCAUGGUGAUGCUCAGUGUGGAGCGAGAUUGUCAGGGGAAACCAUCAUGGCCAGGGGACAGGCUCCCUGCUCCUUCUGAGAACCAUCAGCAGAUGGCCCAACGAGACUCAGAAGCGCCCAUCUUUGCUGGAUGCGGGGAGAUGGCUCAACCUACUGCAAAUGGGAAAGGGGCUUAUCCAGGGGGCCCAGGUUUUAAGCAGGGUGUGGAUUCUUCCCAAAUUCUGGCGCCUGGGGAGCCAUUGGUGAAUGUGACCUUGCCCGUUCAUGAAGCAAAGAAACAGGCUUCUGGAUCAGAAGGUCAGAGUGAGCUCCCCAGAGGCAGUCUAUCUGAUGCUCCAGGUCCAUCUUCCAAGGACUCGGAGAAGUCAGAAUUGUCAACCCCAACAGGACAGAAGUUGUCUACACUAGGAGAGGAUGGGCAAGUGGGGGCAUGUGGUGAUGGUCAGUCCUCGGGGCUCUCACCUUCUCCAGCCAGCAUCUUAAAAGACUCUUCUCUCAAAGGGACUUUGGGUAUAAAAGAAAGUUGCUGUGCUGGGCAGGGGCUGAGCAAGUCUGAGCAAGAGCUGGCCGGUGCUUUGAAAGCAGCCAGGCAGCGCGGAGAAGCAGGCGUCUCUGGAGCAGGUGAUGCCUGGCCCGUGCCCCAGGGCUUAGGCAAGACAGGGAUGGCAAGUAGCAACACAGCAGCAGCCCCGCCUUGUCCACCUGACUCAGUAGCUUUCCUGUCUGUAGCACACUGUCCGUCAGCCCCAGUGCCUACCGCUCCUGGGGUCACACCCACCCAGGAUGCUCCAGAGGGAGAGGCUUGUGAUGAAACCCAGGAAGGCAGGCAGCAGCCGGCACUGGCCCCACAGCAGAAAAUGGAGCCGGUGGCCCCCUCGUCCGAAACAGCAGCUCUCGAGCUUCUUGGAAGUUUCCCCGCAGCAGAGGUGCAAGGCGGUGAAGGUGGGGCAGCCGAGGUCAGUGAGCAUGCCAGCAAAAGAGACGCCAGCCUGUGUCAGGCUCCAGAAGGACCAGAAGCCACCCCGAGCGGAGGCUCCGUUCAGACGGAGCAGGGCCUCACUGCCGCCGGGAAAGAGGUUUCCACCUCGGCCUUGGCCAAGCAGCCCGGGUCCGGCUGCGGAGAUGCCCUGCUGACGGCUGGGGUUUCCAGCAGGAUUGCGGGCACUUUGGCACAUCAAGCUGUCCAGGACCCAAGGAGGAACCUUCCAUCCGGGGCUCCUGAAGAGGCUGUGCCUGAUGCCCCUUACCUGUACCUGAAUGAUGCUGUUGGGAAAAGAGCCGAAGACGGUGACGUGACAGCUGUUUGGUCUGAGAGCCCCCGAGAGGAGCCCCCGCUUGCCUGGGAAAAUGCCACCUCUGGGAAGGCGUCUGCUGCCUCACUAUUGCCUCCGGGAGCCGCGGAUGGAGAAAGCUCUGAGGCGGGAGCCAGCAGCAGUGGCUCGCCGGCCAGGGCCACUGAGGGGCCUGUGGGUUCCUGUAUGGACGGGUUGCCCAUCCUGGCCAAGGACAAGCAAGUGAUGGAAGCGGAGAAUGUGGCUGUGACUCCAGUUGCAGGUGUCAAGCCCUCUGCGACACCUGCUGGAGAAGAUACUGCAGGAGAGAUGGAGGGCAGCGGGGAGAGGGCGGUGGAACCUUCCCCAGAUGCACCUAGGGGUACACCGGGCAGUGGGGGUGCCAGCGUGAGGCAGACGUGCACGAUCGGGGCGCUGCCUGACUUCAGGGAACACAUCACCAAAAUCUUUGAGCAGUCUGUGCUCGGAGCUCUGACUAGCGAUCGGCCCCACAGUCUACCUGGCGAAAAGGCAGGAGCUGUAGGGAAUGUAGUGGGCAAGGAUCUUGCCAUACCACCCAGCCCAGAGAAGCUUCUAGAUGGGGCUACAGGAGUGGCUGCUGCCCUCUUUCCUGAACUUCCUGCUGGACUCUGGGUGGAGCAGAAGCAGGUUGAGAUGUCUCAUCUGGUCCCCCAGGAUUCUGCUCCAGGGAAGCUGGUGACAGGACCCGUCCUGGGGGAAAGCCUGCCAAGUGCCAGUGCUGAACAGCAGGAGGUGACCCGUGUCCCACUGACGGUGAGAUGUGAAGGACCAGAGGGGUCUGAUGAGUCCUGUCUGGGCCUGGGAGGCCAGGCUCACUCACAGCUGGGGAGGAAGAGCCAGGAAGUAGCAUGUGGCCUUUCCUCGCUGGCGGCUGCUCAGGGGACACCUGGAAAGAGAGCCGCUAGCUGCCCUGUGGCUCCCCAGAGCUGUGGAGCAGAGGCCUCUGUUCGAGGCUCUUCAGGAACCGAGCACCAUCAGCACAGAGAUGGCACCCGAGACUUUGCCCACACAGACAGUCCCAGAUCCACCUCUGCCCUGGAAGCCCCUUCUGCCUGCAGAGAUGUUUCAAGUGUGCCCCAGCCUAACAGAGAGCCCCGGACCCCUGAGACACUCGGGGGUGAGAGGAGGCCUGCCAACUUAGUGGAAAUGCAAAAUACCCCAGGCCACCAGGAUAUCCCAGAACCACUGGCUGGAAAAGUGCUGGAUAUCCCCCUGGAGCCCAGCAAGGUGGCAGGAUCUGCUGGGGGAAGAGGUGACGUCAUCCUGAGCACGGCCGAGACAUGUGCCUCAGGUGACCUGCCUAAAACAGGUGCUACGAGGCCGCUUUCUGGCGUGGCCGGUGACUCAGCGCUGCCUGCGAGUUAUCAGGAUGCAGGAUGCUCCGACAGGGCGCAGACACUGGAGGACACAACCAUGCCGGUAGACAACCAGGCUAGGGACCAGCAGGCCAAGGAAGCGCUAGGCCCUGAGCUCUCUGCUCCUGCCGGACACAGGAAGGCGAGUGUCUCUUCACCCCCGGAGCCGGGAGAAACUGGAGACUCAGAGCUGCACCUCUUGGCUCCAGAAGAACUCCACACUGACAGUUCCAGAAAGAGCCUUGGGCCUGGCCCAGCCACCACCGCGCCUUCAGUUCCUGAGGAGGAUGUUCAAAGAGUCACUUCAGAUGAGGCCAGAGUUGCAGGAGGCCCGGAAAGCUCCUGGGACACUGAUGAGGUCAUCCAGCCAGCUGCUCCCCCACACCCGGGAAACCCACCUUUAGCUGCCUCUUCUCGUCUCAGCGAGGCUGCCGGCCCGGUCUCUGUGGACCUGACAGCUCAGAGCACCUCCCCAGCUGUUGCCCGUGCAAGUCUCCUUCCCCCGGCCUCUGAACACGCAGCGUCGCCUUUGGCCCCAGCUGGCCGUGGAGUAGAGGCCCUCAAAGCCACCUGCCAGGAUCUGCCCAAGGACAUAAGCAGGAGUUCUGACUCUGAAGAAGCCUUUGAGACCCCGGAGUCAACGACCCCUGUCAAAGCUCCGCCAGCCCCACCCCCGCCUCCCCCAGAAGUCAUCCCCGAGCCGGAGGUCAGCAGCACCCCACCAGCCCCAGAAGAACCAGGAUGCACUUCUGAGACUGUCACCGUCCCUGAUGGCCCGCCCAGUGACUCGGUGGAAGGAAGUCCUUUCCGUCCUCCCCACUCCUCCUCCUCGGCCGUGUUUGAUGAAGAUAAGCCCAUAGCCAGCAGCGGGACUUACAACCUGGACUUCGACAGCAUCGAGCUGGUGGACAAUUUUGAGAGCCUGGAGCCGCGCUCAUCAGACUGUAAGGGUCAGGAGUGCAAGGUGACCACCCGGAGGAAGUCCACCGAGUCCGUGCCCCCGUCCAAGUCCACGUUAUCCCGCUCGCUCAGUCUGCAAGCUGGUGACUUUGACGGGGCCUCCUGCCCGGGCAGCCCUGAGGCCGGGGCGCUCACCGCAGAUGCUUGUGGGACCGGAUCCAACAGUGCUUCCAGCACCCUUAAGCGAACUAAAAAACCUCGGCCACCUUCCUUAAAAAAAAAACAGACCACCAAGAAACCUCCAGAAACCCCUCCGGUGAAGGAGACUCAGCAGGAGCCAGCUGAGGAGAGUCCCGUCCUCGAUGAGGGGCACCUAGCGUCCGAGACCAACGCAGAGCCUGCCACGCCUGAGGGCUCUGGGUGUGCCUUGCCCGAGGAGACGCCCCUGGGACCUGCUGCUGUGCCCACAGCCACCUGCCCUCUGGCUUCCGAGGGUGCAGAAGACACCAGCCCCCCGCCGUCUGGAGGUGGCAGAGUGCAGAACUCGCCCCCCGUGGGGAGGAAAUCAGUGCCUCUUACCACAGCCCCUGAGACCAUCGAGGUGACGCCAUCGGAUAGCGGGGGGCAAGAAGACUCCCCCGCCAAAGGGCUCUCCGUGAGGCUGGAGUUUGACUAUUCGGAGGACAAGGGUAAUUGGGACAGCCAGCAGGACAACCCCCCUCCUACCAAAAAGAUAGGCAAGAAGCCAGUUGCCAAAAUGCCCCUAAGGAGGCCAAAGAUGAAAAAGACAUCAGAGAAACUGGACAGCGCUCCUGCCUCCCCCGUCAGGUCCCCCACGGAACCCAAUGACAUCCCCAUUGCUAAAGGUACCUAUACCUUUGAUAUAGACAAGUGGGACGACCCUAAUUUUAACCCCUUUUCUUCCACCUCAAAAAUGCAGGAGUCUCCCAAACUGCCCCAACAGUCAUACAACUUUGACCCCGAUGCCUGUGACAACGAGUCCCUUGACCCCUUUAAGACGUCCUCUAAGACCCCCAGCUCCCCUCCUAAGUCCCCAGCCUCCUUUGAGAUCCCAGCCAGCACCGUGGAAGCCAAUGGAGUGGACGGAGACGGGCCAAACAAGCCCGCCAAGAAGAAGAAAACGCCCCUCAAGACUGACACAUUUAGGGUGAAAAAGUCCCCAAAGCGGUCUCCUCUCUCUGAUCCGCCUUCUCAGGACCCCACUCCAGCUGCCACACCAGAAGCGCCCCCAGUCAUCUCCGCGGUGGUCCACGCCACAGACGAGGAGAAGCUGGCCGUCACCAACCAGAAGUGGACGUGCAUGACGGUGGACUUGGAUGCCGACAAACAGGACUUCCCGCAGCCCUCAGACCUGUCCACCUUCGUAAAUGAGACCAAAUUCAACUCGCCCUCGGAGGAGUUGGAUUACAGAAACUCCUAUGAAAUUGAAUACAUGGAAAAGCUUGGCUCCUCCUUACCUCAGGAUGAUGACACCCCGAAGAAGCAGGCUUUGUACCUUGUGUUUGACACCCCUCAGGAGAGCCCCAUCAAGUCUCCUCCAGUCCGGAUGUCGGAAUCCCCAACGCCAUGCUCAGGGUCCAGUUUUGAAGAGACCGAAGCCCUUGUGAAUGCUGCAGCGAAAAUCCAGCUUCCCGUCGCACGCACGCUGACCUCCAACCCCGAGCCACACUUGCAGCUGCCAGAGAAACCCUCACAGAAGGAGCUAGAGGCCAUGGCCUUGGGCACCCCGGCAGAGGCAAUUGACAUCACAGCUCCGGAGGGUGCCUUUGCCUCUGCGGACGCCCUCCUCAGCAGGCUGGCCCACCCUGCCUCUCUCUGUGGUGCACUUGACUAUCUGGAGCCUGACUUAGCAGAAAAGAACCCCCCAGUAUUUGCUCAGAAACUCCAGAGAGAAGCUGCCCACCUGCCCGAUGUCCCCAUCUCCAAAACCACCUUGUACUCGCGCAUCGGGCCGGCCGAGGUGGAGAAGCCCGCGGGCCUUCUCUUCCAGCAGCCGGACCUGGACUGCGCACUGCAGGUCGCCAGGGCCGAGGUCAUCACCAAAGAGAGAGAGGUCUCAGAGUGGAGGGACAAAUAUGAAGAAAGUAGGCGGGAAGUGAUGGAAAUGAGGAAAAUCGUGGCCGAGUAUGAGAAGACUAUCGCCCAGAUGAUCGGCAAGCCUGAGGACGAGCAGAGAGAGAAGUCAGUCUCCCACCAAACCGUGCAGCAGCUGGUCCUGGAGAAGGAGCAGGCCCUGGCUGACCUGAACUCCGUGGAGAAGUCCCUGGCUGAUCUCUUCAGGAGAUAUGAGAAGAUGAAGGAGGUUCUGGAAGGCUUCCGCAAGAAUGAAGAGGUGCUGAAGAAGUGUGCGCAGGAGUAUCUGUCCCGAGUGAAGAAAGAGGAGCAGAGGUACCAGGCUCUGAAAGUGCACGCGGAGGAGAAGCUGGACAGGGCCAAUGCUGAGAUUGCCCAGGUUCGAGGCAAGGCCCAGCAGGAACAGGCCGCCUACCAGGCCAGCCUGCGGAAGGAGCAGCUGCGAGUGGACGCCCUGGAACGAACACUGGAGCAGAAGAAUAAAGAAAUAGAAGAACUCACCAAGAUUUGUGAUGAACUCAUUGCCAAAAUGGGGAAAAGCUAACUCUGAACCACGUGCGUGGACUUGACCGUUGCGUGCAAUAUGACCGUCAGCACACUGAGUCCUUCAGCCCCACGACGGACAGGUUCUGUUCUCACGUUUCGUAUGCACUACUGGAUCUCCUUUCUAAACGAAGUUGAUUUGAUUGUAUGCAGUACCGAGGAGACGUAGCAGGAUUUCUUGCUAUUGGUUUGCGUUUUCCUAGUGUAAUUCAUAGCAAGUUGACCUCGGAGUUCCUGUAUCAGGGAGAUUGUCUGAUUCUCUAAUAAAAGACAACUUGCUGACCUUGGCCUUGCCCUUCGUCCACGAAUCCCCAGGGUGAGCAGCUUCUGACUGAACAUAAUAUGUACAGCCUCAUAGGGACUCUUGCCUUAAGGAGUGCAAACUUGAUCUGCAUUUGCCGGUUUGUUUAAAAAAAUGCAUGUUUCAAAUACAACUCUCUAUUGUAAAUAAAUUUUUUUCUUUGGAUCUUG
Messenger RNA from Jaculus jaculus (lesser Egyptian jerboa), 9358 nucleotides. It is a transcript of the gene Tacc2, whose product is annotated as transforming acidic coiled-coil containing protein 2. The coding region runs from base 378 to 8888 and encodes 2836 amino acids. Gene Ontology annotation, biological process: mitotic spindle organization; cerebral cortex development; cell population proliferation. Gene Ontology annotation, cellular component: cytoplasm. NCBI's taxonomy places the organism in Eukaryota, Metazoa, Chordata, Mammalia, Rodentia, Dipodidae. The transcript has 23 exons. The record is from RefSeq and is a predicted model, not a curated record.